Messenger RNA from Salvelinus sp. IW2-2015, 4057 nucleotides. RefSeq names its product mitogen-activated protein kinase 7 (gene mapk7). Gene Ontology annotation, biological process: intracellular signal transduction; protein phosphorylation. Lineage: Eukaryota; Metazoa; Chordata; Actinopteri; Salmoniformes; Salmonidae. Gene Ontology annotation, molecular function: MAP kinase activity; ATP binding. Gene Ontology annotation, cellular component: nucleus; cytoplasm. The record is from RefSeq and is a predicted model, not a curated record.
CCCAAAGAAGAAGAAGAAAACGGAAGACUACAAGGAAGUAUAUUUACAGUCGCGAUAACAACAAAUUGCCAUGCAAUGUAGCGUACUGCUAUUAUAGUUUAUUUUCAGGUGAACAUUAAAAACAGGAUUGUCAUUUGGCAGGCAUAUUUGAUAAAGGCUUCAGCUCAACUCAUGGAAGCAGUCGUUUUGUUGGCCAUUGUUGUGGGGCUAGCUAUCUUUUCUGAAGACGCAGGAUCAUGUCAUCCAAGGAGGGGGGGGAAGGCGAAACUGCUGAAUCCGGGGCUAUGGCAACACAGAGUUCAAUGGCUGUCAAUAAUGGCAGGGACAACAACCAGAAGAACCAUCAUGAUGAAGUAGGGAGGUUGCACGCGGAACCAAGCAACGAAACAGGCAGUACAGCAGACACCAGCACAGCAGCCAAGAACUUGGCUUUGCUCAAAGCCCACUCCCUGGAUGUGAAUUUUGAGGUUGGCGAGGAGUAUGACGUCAUAGAGACCAUCGGCACAGGGGCCUAUGGCGUCGUGUCCUCCGCCAGGAGGCGGGACAAUGGUCAACAAGUGGCAAUUAAGAAGAUUCCCAAUGCUUUUGAGGUGGUGCAAAACGCUAAGCGUACAUUACGAGAGCUGAAGAUUCUCAAGCAUUUCAAACAUGACAACAUUAUCGCCAUCAAAGACAUCCUCCAGCCUAGCCUCCCUCACUUCAAGUCUGUAUAUGUGGUUCUGGACCUGAUGGAGAGUGAUCUCCACCAGAUCAUCCACUCCCGGCAGCCGCUGACMCCAGAGCACACACGCUACUUCCUGUACCAGCUCCUCCGCGGUCUCAAGUACGUGCACUCGGCCAAUGUCAUCCACCGCGACCUCAAGCCCUCCAACCUGCUGGUCAACGAGAACUGCGAGCUGAAGAUCGGUGACUUUGGCAUGGCCCGGGGCCUUAGCUCACACCCCGAGGAGUCCCACUCCUUCAUGACCGAGUACGUGGCCACACGCUGGUACCGCGCCCCUGAACUAAUGCUCUCGCUGCACCACUACAGCCUGGCCAUCGACCUGUGGUCCGUGGGCUGCAUCUUUGCCGAGAUGCUGGGCCGCAAGCAGCUGUUUCCCGGGAAGCACUAUGUCCACCAGCUGCAGCUUAUCCUGUCUGUGUUGGGCACACCYCCAGAGGGUGUGAUCGGGGCCAUCGGGGCCGAUCGGGUGCGCUCCUACGUGCGGAGCCUGCCGUCGCACGCACCUGUGCCCUUGACCAAGUUGUACCCACAGGCCGAGCCUGCUGCCCUGGACCUGCUGGCCACCAUGCUGCGCUUCGAUCCUCGCGAGCGGAUUGAUGUGAGCCAGGCACUGGAGCACCCCUACCUGUCCAAGUACCACGACCAGGACGAUGAGCCCAUCUGCGUGCCCGCCUUCGACUUUGAGUUCGACAAGGCGCCCAUGAGCCGGGAGCAGAUCAAAGAGGCCAUCCUGGUGGAGAUCCAGGACUUCCACCGGCGGAAGCAGAACAACCGGCAGAGGAUCCAGUUCAGGCCCUUACAGAGGCAGGGUGGUGGUGACCAACGGUCUGCUCAAACCUCCACCGUCAACCUGACCAAUAACUCAUUGGCUUCCAUGUCACGACCGACACAGGUAUCACCGAUGCAGCCGCAACCAGUGUCAAAGAGUCAAGCCAAUCAGCAUCAUAUAACAACAGGAGGGAACCAAACUUUCGCCAAUCAGCUGCCGUCCUUUAGUAAACAGGCCCCACCCCUUUUAGAGGUGACCCCAUCCCAACYUCUGACCCACACGUUGCCUCCCCUGACCCAGACAGAGAGUUGCCAGGACGUGGAUAUGCCCAGCGCCAACUCGGACAGCGGGCAGCCUGAGAUCAUAGACCUGAUCACGCCAGUCUCUUCCCAGGGCACCUCACCGUCUGAAGCUCUGAGGGAAAGCUCGAAGGUGGAGGAGCUAGUACCCACCAGCCAGGGGGGACCUCUGACCCAAGUCACCCAGAGUCAGCCAAUGUCUCAGGGCCAGGCUGCGUCUUCCGUGUCCUCCACUUUAGCGCACGACACCAUGGCCCCUCUGCCCAACUCUGUGCCUUCUCUCAUGCUCUCCCAGGCCCAAGCUCAGUCGCUUUCGCAGUCCCUCACUCAGUCCUUGUCCAAGGGGGCGAGGGGAACAGCGGGGGCAGGGGAAGGGACCAGGAAAGAUGGAGCCAUUUCGGAGGACACCAAAGCAGCGCUCAAGGAGGCCUUGCGGAAGUCGGCUCUCAGAAACAAAGCCAGAGAUGGAGGUCCUACAGCGCUGAGCAUGGAUACAGGUGGAGCAGGUCUGACAUGCUCACUAACUUCCUCCCUCUCUCUUCCGGAGCUACGGCGGCCCGUCACAGCCCAGGAGCGCCAAAGAGAAAGGGAGGAGAAGAGGAGGAGGAGGCAGGAGCGAGCUAAGGAGCGGGAGAGGAAGAUGAAAGAGAAGGAGAGAAGAGAAGGGGACUCAUUGGGUGGGGUUCUCCUGAGCGACAACGACAAGAGCUUAUUGGAACGCUGGAAGAGGAUGAUGGACAGCCGUGCAGACAAAUCACAGACCCCCGAUGUCGACGCAGCCAAAACUAAGGGCUGCAAAGUAAGUUCCCACCUCAGCGGGAAGUCGAGCGAAAAGACCCAGGCGGCAAUGGCUGUAAACCACACCAAAUCGGAUAAGGAUGCAGGGGAGAUUCAGACUCACKAACAGACGGUACCCCAAAUAGAGCCCAAUCUGUCAGGCAUGUUCCAGCCACUAAAUACCCAGGGCUCACUGCCUUUCUCUCUGGGCCAGACAAAGGGAGAGGAGAUGGGGCGUSUGGCUGUGAGUGGAGGGAUGGACAUGGUGGAUGGAGCCUCCUGUGGCUUAGCUAAAAACAACACGCUAAAACCAACGCAGGGUGAGUACGAAGGGCCAAGGAUCUUCAACUGUCUGGGGAAUUGGGCCGGGCAGCAGGUAGGGGCCGGGACUUCCCAGCAACAGCAGCUACCCCUUAACAGAUCACCCCAAGCCUGCCAGACAAGCUUCCCUCAGCCUCAGCCGCACCCCGUGGGGACUUUCUUGACGAAAGCCCCAGCACUACCAUCGAGCGAAACCAAUGGCAACAUGAGAACAGGGGGUGGUCAGAACAACAUCAACUCUCACCCUAACUCAGUCACUAGUGGUGCCGGGCCCAUGGAGAAGCUGUGCUCGGCUCUGAGAGAGAAGCCCGGUUCCCACACGCAGAGCCCUCUCUGCGGGGCCUUAGGGGCCCUGUCCCUUCCUCAGCCCAGCUUAGGGUUCACAGACACCGGACAGCCGGGGCACGCUGUGGCCCCUGACAUCCACACGGUCACACUGCAGCUCUCAAAGUCACAGGUGGAAGAUGUGCUGCCUCCGGUGUUCUCUGUCACGCCUAAGGGCAGUGGGGCAGGGUACGGAGUGGGCUUUGACCUGGAUGACCUCUUCAACCAGUCUCUCACUGACCUCCAGCACGCAGACCUCAGAGACAGUUACAAUGACUCAGGCCCCCUCUCAGCCUCCCUGCUCUCUGAUUGGCUGGAGGUGCACCGCAUGACUCCGGCUGACCUGGAAUCGCUACAGCAGGAACUACAGCUAGGAUCUCCCAUGAUCCUCUCUGACUCCAUCCCCUCUGACACCUGACUCCCUCCUUCUGGAAUAACAACCAAGACACUGGAGGUAGAAAUAGCCCCUUACCAGACAUCAGGUUGCAUUGUCUGCAUCCAAGUGCAUUCCACACACAGUGCACUACUGGGAGUAGGUAAAUUGCCCCUAAAUACUACACAAAUAGCCUAGUCCCAGAUAUGGGACUGCUAUACAGGGUAUUUCAUCCCCUAAUGGUACCUUUAGUCCCUAUGUAGUGCACUACAUUUGACCGGGCCCAUAGGGCUCUGGUCAACACUAGACCCUUGUGUCCCUACAUUUAGAAGUUUCCUAGAAAGGAGGAGUCUGAGCCCUGGAUAAUACGCUUUGUAAUAGACACUCUAAGGAUCAUCUAUUUAUUUGUUUUUCUAGCAUUUCCUCAUGCAGUGUUCAUGGUUCUUUUAAUAAAGAUCAUUGGGUCAUAA